Molecule: messenger RNA, 2877 nt
Organism: Diorhabda carinulata
Lineage: Eukaryota; Metazoa; Arthropoda; Insecta; Coleoptera; Chrysomelidae
Exons: 7
Coding region: 553-2601 (682 amino acids)
Source: RefSeq, a predicted model, not a curated record
AGUUUCAGAGUUUAUAAACACGUUUCCGAAUUACGUGCAUGAGUUUCUUGCUUUUUCAAAUCUCCAGUCUUAACCUAACCAGUUUUAUUGAUUUCUGGUGUUAAUUUACAAACGAAUUUCGUAUUUUUAAUGUUUAUAUCGAUUUCCAUAACACGACUGUAUAUACCAGCAAUGUCCAGGAGCUUUUGGAGGGCUUCUAGAUAUAUAUAUUUCUGAUUAAAGGUUAAACAAGAAUUGAGCUUAAGAUUUCUAAUAAUUUGUGGGCUUUUAAAAGUUCGUUGUCGACUCUAUCUCCAGGUAUUUACCAAGAUGAAAUUUUGGUACCAAAGGCGAUGAAUAGAAGGUGGUUUUUUUUGGUAUAACAGUGUAAUUAAUGAAGAAUUUGGUGUCGAGUAUAAUUCUGAUUCACUGGUCUAUACCUAGAUACAUACUCGCGACAAGUUUUUAAAUUGUUUACUCAAAAAACAAUUAAGUAUAAAGAAAUUUCGACUGAAAUCUGUCCUGUAGUAAUUUGUUGUUCACAGACAAAAUUCUAGAAUAAAAAUUAUAAAAAUGGGUGAUACAGAACUUCUGAGGACCCUUACUCUCAAUUACGUGGAAAACGUGGUUGAGUUUUAUAAAAAUAGUAAUAAUGUAAGAAGAGGAUUUGCUUAUAACUGUAUAGCCAAUGUAAUUAGAGCUAAAAAAAGGAAUCCUACUUUACCAAUCGAUUUUUAUACUACACUCGGUGGAAUGACCAGAGACAAGAUAAUAUUUAUUUUCACAACGUUCAAGUAUUGCUUAGAAAUAAAAGUUUUCGCCAUGGAUCCUCGCCGAAUAUCGGCUAAAAGGGCUAUUUAUAAAGCUAUUUAUACCACGAACAGAAUUACUAGAGUACUGUUAAGUACUGAUGUGGUUUUUAGAGAUGUCGAUGAACAUCUGUGCUCUACAGUGAGAGAAGCCGUAGAUAAUCGACGUCUACUUAUUUUGGCCAUAGAAAUAAGUGACGUUCAUUCUAUGCAUCCUAGUGUCAUUAAAAACAUGGAUAUUCAAAUCCCCGAGGAAGUCUACGUAAAACAAGUAGAAGAAGACGACGCCGAACUGAUCAUAUCAACUCACGACUAUCUCUUUCCACCGAGCACCGAUUUUUUUCGAAAACUGAUCAGAUUUUACGGCGGCUACGGCCUUUGUUCCAAAGAAAAUAACGAAUUAUUAUCUUGGGGACUGAUAACCACGGGAGGAACCAUCGAUUUCGUAGGGACAGUCGAUAAAGCAAAAAGAAAAAAUUACGCGAGAACCAUCAUCAAAUUAUUAGCCAAAGAAUUAAUCUUCUGGGAAGACCAAAAAGUAAUAGGUAUUUUCAAAGAACUCCUAGCAGAAGAUGAAAUUUUUCUUUCGGUAUGCGGGUUCAUGAAACUGUCAAUUCCAGAUCACUACAUGACGUUAUAUUGUACUCCAUCGCGAGUACUCCACAUAUGGGAGAUACCGAUUCGUAGUAAACCACUCCCGUACCCCUUGAUAGAUCUAGAACCGCCCGUUUUCGAAGAAGCAUCUUCGAGUUAUUACGAAACGUCAAAAAAAUCUCAUAUUCCAGUAUCGAGAACAAUUUCCGACGGUAACGAAUCACCUGUAACAAAUUUACAAGAAAUACCUGAUACCUGUAUACCCAGACCUAAUUAUGACGAUGAUGAUCCUUCUAUAGCUAGACCAAGACCUCUUAAUUGGAAACCGAGAAAAUGUUAUAUGAUGUCCGAUGAAGACGAAUUAUCUGAUGCUUACAACGAAGAAGAUUUACCGGAAGAAAAACCUACUGAAGGUAAAACGAAUCCUCUUAAGGCCAAAUUUGAAAAAUUGAAAAAAUUCGGUAAAAGUAUAUUAAUAGCGGUUGCCACUAAAUUACGUAAACCUGAUAAUGAAGAUUCAAGCGAAUCUGAAGAUAUUUCGAUCGAAUAUUAUUUCACAGACGAAAUCGUACAAGCUAGUAACGAUCUAAUGGAAAUACGACCAAUUUCCCCUAGUACUUGUACUAGACCUUCUACUUUAACCGAAUGGUUACUUACUAGAAAAACUAUCAAGGAAAACGAACGAAAAGAAGCUUUAAAAAGGCAAUCGAUCGUUGAAUUUACCGUUGAACCAAUUCCUUCUACACCAGGACCUUCUAAUAUUCCAAUUGGUACACAAUCUAGUACUAAAUCGAAAUCUUCCACUAAGCUAACAAGUGCUAUUAAAAAAAUGAUUAUUAGUCCUUCUACAGCAACUACGUCCAGUAAAUCAAUUCCUGGUUCAUCAACUGCGAGUAAAUCGACUGGUGCAAUUAGCAGGGUUACUAGAAGUAGUAAAUUAACCGGAGGGGAUACUUGUAAACUGAUAGGAACUAAACCGACGAUUUCUAAAGUAACUAUAAGCGCGAUUACUAAAACUACCGGUCCGAUUAGAAAACCGGCUAGAAAAUCCGUAGAACCGGGAAUUUGCGAAAUGCCCGAUUUAGUUACAACGCGAAAUUACGACGAAACGACUCGUAGAUUGGUAACUAGAAAAAAAACGCUCGAAAAAACUACUACAGUUGAUAAAAAAGGAAAAAAAGAUAAAAAGAAAACCAAACAAAAAGAUAAAGAUAAAUAAGAAAUUGUGUUAUAUUCAAAUUGUUAUUAUUUCUUUAUAUUUAAUACCAAAUUUAUCAUUACAUAUCGAAAAUAAUGAUUUUCUAUAAAAAUUUCAUACUUCAUAUAUUAUAUGUGUUUUCUGUCUUUAUACUUUUCUCAGUGUAAACAUAUAUUAUAUUUUUUAUUCGUAAAUUUUAUUUUAAACAAUGUAAAAAAUUCAAUUGUACUUAAUUUUAAUUAAUAAAAUAUUAUGUAAUUGUAAUACCUUUUAAGAAUUAAAAUCCAAUUAUUAAAA